This is a messenger RNA of Candidozyma duobushaemuli, 798 nucleotides long. RefSeq names its product nucleoporin. The record is from RefSeq and is a predicted model, not a curated record. Gene Ontology annotation, cellular component: membrane; endoplasmic reticulum. The transcript has a single exon. Bases 1 to 798 code for a protein of 265 amino acids. Lineage: Eukaryota; Fungi; Ascomycota; Pichiomycetes; Serinales; Metschnikowiaceae. Gene Ontology annotation, biological process: membrane organization; endoplasmic reticulum tubular network organization.
AUGUCUGCCCCAGAACAGAAAGCUAACACUGGCGCCGAAGGCACCUCCACCAGCACUGCUCCUAAAAAGGACCUUGCCGCCACCGUCCAAACCCUUCAGUUUGCCUGGUAUGUUGGUCACGUCGUGACUGUUAUUUCCACCAUCUUCUACGCCCUUACCUACGUGAAGGUGUUCCCCAGAUCCUACAAGUUCUGGUACUCUUUGGCUCUUUUGGGUGUCAUUGAGUCGUUUGGUGUGUUGAUCUUCCAAACGGUCAAGAAGCAUGGCUUCAACGCCACCAAGUUGCUUGCUGAGGACAAUGCCCAAUACUUGUUCUUGAGCGUCUUGCUUUUCAUUGCUCCUCCUCACGUCUUGUUGACGUUGUUGGUUUUCUUCUUGUUUUCCACAUUCCACGUUUUGUCCUACACCAAGCACUUCAUCUUGCCUGCGUUGGACAUCCCAGAGACCCACCCAUUGUCCAAGAAGAUUGGUGACUUCGUCGCCGCCAACAACAACAAGUCCAUCCAGCUUGCCGCUCUUUUGGAGGUGGUGACCUUGGCUUGGUUGCUUGUCCGUGUCAUUACUUUCAGAAAGAGAUCCUUGACACCAUUCCUCGCAUACGCCUUGUUCAUCAAGUUGAGAUACGAGAAGAGCGCCUUCACAAGAAACUACUUUAAGCAGGCCGAGAUCCGUGUCGAGAACCUCGUCAAUGGCUCCGGCAACCCAGCUGUGAAGGAUGCAUGGUUGAAGGCCAAGGGUGUGUUCCACCAGGUCGGCUCUAUUCGCUUCUUUGGCGAGAACAAGGACAAGGCCACUUAA